Messenger RNA from Fusarium subglutinans, 1965 nucleotides. RefSeq names its product sterol O-acyltransferase. The record is from RefSeq and is a predicted model, not a curated record. Bases 1 to 1965 code for a protein of 654 amino acids. Gene Ontology annotation, cellular component: endoplasmic reticulum membrane. The transcript has 7 exons. Gene Ontology annotation, molecular function: ergosterol O-acyltransferase activity. Gene Ontology annotation, biological process: ergosterol metabolic process. Lineage: Eukaryota; Fungi; Ascomycota; Sordariomycetes; Hypocreales; Nectriaceae.
AUGGUAUCCUCAACUGCCCCGGGGAGGUCCCCGCUUUCCGGCCGCAGUAUCGGGCAGCCGGCCCCGGAAGCCCAACGACCAGCACCGAGAUCACUCGGGGAAGCUCUACGAGCCGCUGGUAUGACAAUUGACGGGCCCAGCCCAGGACUUGGCUCUGAAACACCGAGUGAAGAGGAUUACGAUGAGAAUGUUCGACCGACCCUGACAGAGCCAUCAGGUGUCCGGCAUCGGUAUCCCCGGCCUCGACCAGAAACCAUAUCCCUGUCUGGCUCUGAUUUUGAAAAACUGCAACAAGAGCCUGGGUUGCGCUUCAAGCGUCGUGACUCAGGUAUCCAUCUUGUUCUAGAUGAGGACAAUAGCCUGCAACGGCUGCUUAAAACUAGCUCAGAGUGGUCACAAGAAUCGACCGGUCCAAAACAGAGACGGCGAAAGUUUGCCGAUCUUGUCUUCACUAGCCAAUUCUCAGCCUUUGACCGUCAUAGCCCAUCAGCGUCGAACAGUCCAUUUCAUGGGUUUUAUACAUUAUUUUGGCUCGCCGUUACUCUUUUCGUCUUCAAAAUCUCGGUCCAGAACUGGCAAGUCUAUGGAAACCCCCUGGGGACCAACGAAAUCGUGCAGACUAUGUUCCAUCGAGAUGUUGUCGUCCUUCUUCUCUCGGAUGGUAUCAUGUGUGCCCUCACAGCGGUGACCUGGAUGAUUCAACGACUUGUAUCUGCCAACUACCUCAACUGGGAUGGCGCUGGAUGGGUUAUACAGAAUAUGUGGCAAACGGCCUUUCUGGCCGGCGUUGUUGGCCUGACUCUCUGGCGUGACUGGCCAUGGACUCAUACUGUGUUUUUUGUGCUUCAUGGCAUCGUCAUGCUGAUGAAGCAACACUCCUACGCCUUCUACAACGGUCACUUAUCAACAGUCUAUAAACAGCGUGCCAAGAUAAUGACGAAGCUUAGGCAACUAGACCUAGUUGAUCCAGCCAUGACCCCAUCGCAGACUGAACCCCCGGCAUCAGCCAUCUCAACACAACAUCUUAGUGUUACCCCUUCCGCCGAAGAGCGCCGAAAGUCCAUCUCUGCGCAGCCCGGCCAGGAAGAAAGCGAUAUAGACAAGAUUUCACGAGCCAUUGCUUCUCACCAGCCCUUGGACGACGAGCAAGUAGCUCUCUUUGAGCGCAUCAUGAAGUGGGAGGUGGAUGCAAUGACCGAUGAACUCAAGGGAACAGCAGCCACCAUAGGCAAAGCUUACCCCAACAACCUGUCUUUUAUCGAUCACUACAAAUGGAUCCCUCUGCCAACUCUUGUUUAUGAGAUAGAAUACCCACGAUCAAACUCUAUCGACUGGUCGUACGUAUUGGAGAAGUUUACUGCAAUGUUUGGGGUUCUAUUUGUGAUGGUUCAGGUCUCACAGCACUCUAUUUAUCCCGUCGUCAUGAAGACCAUUGAGAUGAAGGAGAAAGGCGUACCACUGGCUGGGAGAUUUCAGGAGUUUCCAGGGUUCCUCCUCGAUCUCAUCUUCCCUUUUAUGAUGGAGUAUCUGCUUGUCUGGUAUCUCAUAUGGGAAACUAUCCUGAAUAUCCUGGCCGAGUUGACAUAUUUCGCCGAUCGAAACUUUUAUGAUGCGUGGUGGAACAGCGUCUCCUGGGAUCAGUUCGCCCGGGACUGGAAUCGACCUGUUCACGUCUUUCUUCUCCGCCACGUCUAUCAUAGCUCUAUAUCAUCUCUGAAGGUCAACAAGCAUACAGCCACACUGAUUACAUUCUUUCUUUCAGCCUGUGUCCACGAAUUGGUCAUGUGGUGUCUGUUUAAGAAGCUGAGAGGCUAUCUUCUGUUCCUCCAGAUGUGCCAACUACCAUUAGUAAGGCUGAGCCGCACCAAGUGGUUGCGUGGGCGCAAGACACUAGGUAACUUGAUCUUUUGGUUGGGUAUUUUUACAGGACCAAGUCUGUUGUGUAGCUUGUAUUUGAUCCUCUGA